Mangifera indica (mango) is the source of this 1533-nucleotide messenger RNA. RefSeq names its product proline-rich protein 4. The coding region runs from base 81 to 1232 and encodes 383 amino acids. NCBI's taxonomy places the organism in Eukaryota, Viridiplantae, Streptophyta, Magnoliopsida, Sapindales, Anacardiaceae. The transcript is spliced from 2 exons. The record is from RefSeq and is a predicted model, not a curated record.
UCCCCUUCACUUGCCUGCCUUCUCAUCAUUCAGCUGCAUCAUAAGCUGUUUCUGUUUCUUUCGUCUCUUCUCGGUUCCCCAUGCGGAUCCUCUCCGCUUACCGAGAAGCCCUUCUGUGCUUCUUCCUGUUGUUGUUUUUUGCCAUCACUUUCUGCCAUGGCAGUCAGAAGACAACUGCAUUUGAAGUAGUUGGAAUUGGAGAAUGUGCAGAUUGCACUCGGACUAACUUAAAAACAAGCCAGACUGUUUCGGGGCUUCGUGUAACUAUAGAUUGUAAGCCGGCGAAUGGAGUCUUUAAAACCAGAGGAUCCGGCGAGCUGGAUGAAGAAGGAAAGUUUACAGUCUUCCUUCCUGAAGACAUUGUUGAAGAUGGGAAGCUUAAAGAAGAAUGCUACGCGCAGCUUCACAGCGCAUCAAACGCUCUUUGCCCCGCCCAUGACGGCUUGGAGUCUUCCAAGAUUGUGUUUAAGAGCGAAACAAACGGUAAACAGACGUUUGGGUUGCCCGGAAAACUCAAGUUUUCGCCAGUUACUUGUCCCUCAGCCUUCUUGUGGCCUCAUUACAAGUUCCCGCGACUGCCCAAAUAUGAAGUGCCGCUGUGGAACUUCCCUCCCAAGCCGCCACUGCCGCCACUGCCGCCACUGCCGCCAAAACCGCCUCUAUUCAAGAAUCCUCUCCCUCCCAAGCCACCACUGCCACCACUGCCACCACUGCCACCACUCCCGCCACUCCCGCCACUCCCACCAAAACCGCCGCUAGUGAAGGAGCCUCUCCCUCCCAAGCCUCCCAAGCCUCCCAAGCCUCCCAAGCCACCAGUCCCACCAAAACCGCCGGUAGUGAAGAAGCCUCUCCCUCCCAAGCCUCCCAAGCCACCAGUCCCACCAAAACCGCCGGUAGUGAAGAAGCCUCUCCCUCCCAAGCCUCCCAAGCCACCAGUCCCACCAAAACCGCCGGUAGUGAAGAAGCCUCUCCCUCCUAAGCCUCCCAAGCCACCACUCCCACCAAAACCGCCGGUAGUGAAGAAGCCUCUCCCUCCCAAGCCUCCCAAGCCACCACUCCCACCAAAGCCACCGAUCUUUGUUAAGCCCCUCCCUCCACUUCCAAAGAUCCCACCAUUGAAAAAGAAGCCUUGCCCGCCAUUCCCUAAGCUUCCUCCUUUGCCCAAGCUCCCACCAAAGGACAAGUUCGGCAAAUGGCCACCCCUCCCACCGCUUUCUCCUCAUUCUAAUUAGACCAAUAAUGGCAUGCACUACUAUACAUUGUUUAUCCAACUUCCAGCAGGUGUAUGUAGAGUGCAUAUUGCUUCUAUUUAUUAUUGAUGUUAUAUGCUUAGCGUGAACUUUAUUAAGUGCAAUAAGUCUUCUUCGAGAUAGAGAGGAAGGCCCUACAAAAUGACAAAAAAAUAAAGAAAAACGUUGGAAAGAAAGACUGUUGAUGGGUUUCAAUUUGUUUGUGAAAUGAAGUUUGUUGUAUGUCGACUAAAAUCUUUGUAAUAUUUCUUAUAUUUUACUUCUGGAUCAGUAAGUUGGCACA